AUGAGAAGGGCACCUGGGAGGCCCAAAAAGCAGAGGAGGAAAACAAAUGAUGAGCCCAGAGACCCCAAUAUGCUGAGGAGGUACCAGACCACAAUUCAGUGUAGGAGGUGUGGUGAACCAGGGCAUAACAAAAGGACUUGUACUGGUAAGCAAGCUGCUGACAGGGCUAUACCAGUGGGAGGGAACAAGGAUAAUUCCCAGAUGCUUCAUCCUGAACAAAGGGCAAGUGGGAGUGGAUCUGCUCAAGCAAGAAAUGAUGGUGCUGUUGAAACUGGUGAACAAGAACAAUUGUUGACUACUAGAAGGAGAACUAGAAGAGCAAGUGGGAGUGGAGCUAAUCAACAAGGGAAUGAUGCUGCUGUUGAAACUGGUGCACAACAACCAGGGGUGACUACUACAAAGAGAACUACAAGAGCAAGUGGGAUUGGAGCUGCUAGUGAAGGAAAUGGCGUUGCUGUUGAUACCAAUGCACAUGAAGCUGCUCCAACUAGAAGGAGACCUCCAAGGGCAAGUAGAAGGAGACAACCUCAAGGUGAAGCCUCCCAAGCUGCACAACCAGUUCAAAAUCAUCAACCAAUUCAACCUCAGCAGCCAGUUCAAGCACCAUAUAUACUGACACAGUGCUCACAGACAGCCAGCUCAAUAACAACUCAUGCUCCAGGGGUAGCAAGUGGUUCUCAGGGAACUGGAAGGCCUGGGAAGAAGCAGAAGCUUGUUGUUUUAGGAUGAUGUUAAGCAAAGCAACAAUGCAUAAUAAGAUUUUUUUGUUAGGCUGCUGCCAAAGUGUUAUGUUAUCUUGUUCUGGGCAGAACCUUAUUACUGUU
Messenger RNA from Lotus japonicus, 824 nucleotides. RefSeq lists its product as uncharacterized. Bases 1 to 729 code for a protein of 242 amino acids. The record is from RefSeq and is a predicted model, not a curated record. NCBI's taxonomy places the organism in Eukaryota, Viridiplantae, Streptophyta, Magnoliopsida, Fabales, Fabaceae. The transcript has 2 exons. Gene Ontology annotation, molecular function: nucleic acid binding; zinc ion binding.